Molecule: messenger RNA, 1776 nt
Organism: Electrophorus electricus (electric eel)
Lineage: Eukaryota; Metazoa; Chordata; Actinopteri; Gymnotiformes; Gymnotidae
Gene: slc6a4b
Product: solute carrier family 6 member 4b
Biological process (GO): amino acid transport; serotonin uptake; sodium ion transmembrane transport
Cellular component (GO): neuron projection; plasma membrane; synapse
Molecular function (GO): serotonin binding; serotonin:sodium:chloride symporter activity
Source: RefSeq, a predicted model, not a curated record
AUGCCCCAUCAAGAGCAAGUGGCAGCCCACGGGAACCUGUGCGCCCCGGGUGCCCCGAACAGCGCCGCGUACAGCGCCGGCACUGUGCCCGUGAUCACCCAGACUGACUCCCGCGACAAAUGGAGCAAAAAGAUAGACUUUCUCCUUUCAGUGAUUGGCUUCGCUGUGGACCUCGGCAACGUUUGGAGGUUUCCUUAUAUUUGCUAUCAAAACGGUGGAGGCGCGUUCCUCAUCCCCUACACGCUCAUGACCAUUUUUGGAGGAGUCCCGCUUUUCUACAUGGAGCUCGCCCUGGGCCAGUUUCACAGGACCGGCGCCAUCUCUAUAUGGAAACAUAUCUGCCCCAUAUUCAAAGGCAUCGGGUUGGCCAUCUGCAUCAUCGCGCUGUACGUGUCCUUCUACUACAACACCAUCAUUGCCUGGGCACUCUUCUACCUCUACUCGUCCUUCAGCAGCACGCUGCCCUGGACCAGCUGCGACAACACGUGGAACACAGACAACUGCACCAAUUACUUCGGCAAGGACAACGUCACGUGGACCAACUACUCCCGCUCGCCCGCUGAGGAGUUUUAUACGAGGAACGUCCUGGAGCUGCACGAGUCGUCGGGCCUGGAGAAUGUAGGCGUGGUGCGUUGGCAGCUGAUGCUCUGCCUCUUCCUCAUCUUCACCAUCGUCUACUUCAGCCUGUGGAAGGGUGUCAAGACGUCGGGGAAGGUGGUGUGGGUAACCGCUACCCUUCCCUAUGUGGUGCUGUUCAUCCUGCUGAUCCGUGGGGCAACGUUACCAGGAGCCUGGAGAGGCGUGGUCUUCUACCUGCAGCCCAAAUGGGAGAAGCUCCAGGACACAAGUGUGUGGGUGGACGCCGCCGCUCAGAUCUUCUUCUCGCUGGGGCCGGGCUUUGGCGUCCUGCUCGCCCUGUCCAGCUACAACCCCUUCACCAACAACUGCUACAGAGAUGCCAUUGUGACCAGCCUGGUGAACUGCCUGACCAGCUUCAUGUCAGGGUUCGUAAUCUUCACUGUGCUGGGCUACAUGGCUGAACAGAGACACGUCAGUGUGGAGGAUGUGGCCAAAAACAAAGGGCCGAGCCUUCUCUUCAUCACCUACCCAGAAGCCAUUGCAAACAUGAUGGGCUCCACAUUCUUUGCUAUUAUCUUCUUUGUAAUGAUGAUUACAUUGGGAUUGGACAGCACGUUUGGCGGCCUGGAGGCCAUAAUCACCGCAGUAAUGGACGAGUACCCAGAUUUCCUGUCUCACAGACGAGAGAUGUUUGUGUUGGGACUGGUGGUCGUGUGCUUUUUGGGAUCUCUCAGCACCCUUACUAAAGGAGGGGCGUAUGUGGUAAAGCUGCUGGAGGAAUUCGGAGUUGGCUCCUCCAUAAUCGCUGUGGUCUUUCUGGAGGCCACCGCCGUCUCCUGGUUCUACGGCAUCAACAGAUUCAGCAGUGACAUCAAAGCCAUGCUGGGCUACACCCCUGGAAUCUUCUGGAAGGUGUGCUGGGUGGCUAUUAGCCCAGCCUUCCUAGCUUACAUCAUCAUCAGUUCCCUGCUGAAUCCCACCCCACUGACGCUCUUCGACUACGAGUUUCCCCACUGGAGCAUCACGGUGGGCUACAUCGUCGGUGCCUCCUCCUUCAUGUGGAUCCCUGUGUACAUGGUGUACAAGCUGGUAUGGACCCCCGGCACUCUGAAGCAGCGUCUGGCUGUUUGCCUGCGGCCCGAGAGAACCCUACCAGACAGUCACACAGACUCGCUGGGUUUGACUCCCAUACCUUAG